UUGGGGCUACAAUUUAAAACACGGACUUUUUAUAUCUCACUACUCCUUUUCCAAAGCACUUUCACUAGAUUUCUUUCGAUGGAAACUACGAGCAAACGUCGACGGAAGCAGGCCAAAACAUCAGUCUUUGAGUCUGAAGAGGUUAGUAGUAUUGAAUGGGAAUUCAUUAACGUGACUGAACAAGAAGAAGAUCUCAUCUACAGAAUGCGUAGACUCGUUGGAGAUAGGUGGGAUUUGAUAGCUGGACGAAUACCAGGACGCAAAGCAGAAGAGAUAGAGAGGUUUUGGAUAAUGAAAAACUGUGAAGGGUUUGCUGAGAGAAGAAGACAGAGUAAGAAAAGGAAUUCAUAAAUCUUUGGUGAAGGAUUGUUAAUGCCUAAAAAUAUUUUCUUAAUUAUUUGGUUUAACCUUUGUAAAAAAAUUUUAAGGCUCCUAAUUAAUUAGGAGUCUUUUUAAUUAGUUAGCAUAUUUUCCUGAGCAAUACACCAGCUUCCAUUGAUCAGUGGUCUCUUGUUCAAUUUAUGAUUCAAUUUUAUUAUAUAUUCAUGUAAGUACACAUUGGAAUCUUC
Messenger RNA from Pistacia vera, 569 nucleotides. Its product is annotated as transcription factor TRY-like. The record is from RefSeq and is a predicted model, not a curated record. NCBI's taxonomy places the organism in Eukaryota, Viridiplantae, Streptophyta, Magnoliopsida, Sapindales, Anacardiaceae. Gene Ontology annotation, cellular component: nucleus. Gene Ontology annotation, biological process: cell differentiation. The coding region runs from base 79 to 351 and encodes 90 amino acids. The transcript has 3 exons. Gene Ontology annotation, molecular function: transcription cis-regulatory region binding.